AUGAAAAUCAUCGAACUUCCCUGCGAACUUGUGGAGCGCAUCUUCGAGUAUCUUGUUAGUGAUGUCGGCCCACUUUUUGCUUCACAAUAUCGCCUUGUUUGCCGUACUAGGCUAUUUGCACAUGAAAUCCAAGAGCAAAUCCUCAAGCGCCAACCACUCAUCGCGUAUUCCGAAGAUAGACGCAAACUGGGGGACCCGGCAGACCGUCACAUUACCAUUGCUAUUGACAAUGCACGCUUUGACAAACUCUUCGCGCAACAUGGCAGCACCAUAAUCGGAAACGAAGUCCUCCGCAGACAGCAGCAUGAUUCGCUACCAGCCAUCAAGUAUCUGAGAGAUCUUGUGGACGCGGUUUUGAAUCUCGAGGAUGAAGCCGUGACCGAUGACUUGCGCAAAAAAUACACCAUGGAAAUCUGCCACGCCGUCUCCAACAGAAACGCCAAAGGACUCCGCUAUCUACUCUUCUCAAACUCUCUCAUGGCCAAAAUGUGGCCGUCCAUAACUUUCACCCUCCCCUCUGCCCUCGCAGCUACAAAGCAAAACUCGCGCCUCAUAGAUCAAACUCGCGAUAAUCCCGCCAUCCUCCGCAUACUGUGUCCGUGCGCGGAAUGCGCGGAUUCGCGCAAUGCGCCGAACCACCAAAAACAGCUCCACCAAAAUUGA
Molecule: messenger RNA, 663 nt
Organism: Bipolaris oryzae ATCC 44560
Lineage: Eukaryota; Fungi; Ascomycota; Dothideomycetes; Pleosporales; Pleosporaceae
Exons: 2
Coding region: 1-663 (220 amino acids)
Source: RefSeq, a predicted model, not a curated record